Molecule: messenger RNA, 1662 nt
Organism: Metopolophium dirhodum (rose-grain aphid)
Lineage: Eukaryota; Metazoa; Arthropoda; Insecta; Hemiptera; Aphididae
Product: arrestin domain-containing protein 3-like
Exons: 7
Coding region: 16-1275 (419 amino acids)
Biological process (GO): protein transport
Cellular component (GO): cytoplasm
Source: RefSeq, a predicted model, not a curated record
AAGCCUUUUUUCAGGAUGUUAAAAGAAUAUAUCAAAUAUCUGUUUGAAAUUAUAAUGGGUGUGCAAAAUGUACAGAUAAUUUUUGAUGAUCCAACAGCAGUAUUUACACCUGGUCAAACCAUUACUGGACGAGUUUUAAUUGUGAUUAGUAAUUCAGUAAAAAUCAAAAAUAUAAAAUUAAAAUUCCAAGGAGAAGCUAAUGUCAGAUGGACUGAAACCAAAUCUCGGACUCAUAAUAAUAAUCGAAGAGAAAACCAUUCAGUUAGUUAUUCUGCAAGAGAAGAAUAUUUUAAAAAUAAAUUUUUUCUGGAAGGUGCAAAAGGUGAAUCACAAUUAGAAGUUGGUGAAUAUGUCUAUCCAUUUAAUUUUUCUUUACCAGACGAGUUACCAUCAACAUUUAAAGGUGUUCAUGGAAAAGUAUUUUAUGUAGCAAAAGUCAAAAUUAAUAUACCUUGGAGAACAAAUGUAGAGGAAAAAAUAAUGUUUGAAGUUAUUUCUCUUAUACAUUUAAAUAAUGAACCAUCAUUAGCUAAACCCAAGACAGCAUCAAAAGAAAAGUAUUACUGUUGCUGUUUGUGUAAAUCUGGCCCGAUGACAUUGGUUGCCCAUAUUCCUGUUAGUGGUUUUAUACCUGGACAAUCUAUACCGGUUACAGUUGAAUUGGAUAACAACAGCAAUGUAGAUGUGGAUACUAUUAAAAUAAAGCUGGAUAGAACUUUGGAAUAUAGAUCACAGCUCCCUAGUAGUAAAAUAAACUAUGAACACAAUGAGAUUGUUAAUGUAUAUAUAGAUGGUGUAGAAAAACACAAUUCGAAAACACGUGUGGAACAACUUCAAAUUCCGAAUGGUUUGACUGUACCCAAUUUAAAACAUUGCGAAAUUAUAACUGAUAAAUAUUUUCUAAAUGUUGAGGCUCAUGUUAAAGGUGCACAUUUAAAUGAAAUAGCUUCUAUUAAAAUAAAAUUGGGUAGCAUACCAUUGACAAUAGCUAGCAAUGAUCGUCAAUUUGAUUAUUCUUUUCAACAAUCAAAUCCUUUACCGUCUGUGGGUGUUAAUGAGCCAAUUUCGGUUCCUGGAUAUGCUCAACUAGUAGUUCCAAGCAACCAAUUAUAUACUGUGCCUCAGAAUACAUCUUUUCACAAUCCAGAAAAUGGAAUGAUUUUUGUACAAAACAUUCAACUUUCUGAAUUCCCAAAUCCACCACCACCAUACCAAUUUUCAGAGGAUCCAGAAAUAACGUCUGCAAUUCCAAUGACUUCUAUAGAAAAAUUUUAGAUGGCGACCUAGAACUAACUCACUAAAAAUGGUGGUAGUCAUGUUCAAUGGCCCCACUAUCCACUUGUGAUAAGCAUUGACAAAGACCUUAAGGUCAUUUCAAUAAACAAAUAAAAAAAAAAAAAAAUAAUAAUAUUAAUUUUGAACAAUGUUUUUGAUAUAAUUAACAUUUAUAUUAUAAUCAAUCAUAUCAAUUUGAUGAUUAAAUUAUAUAUAUAUCUCAAAUAAUAAAACUUUCAUCAAUAAACUUGUAAACUCCCGUUAACUGGGGGAGAUAGCAUUAUGGGUCUACGCAGUCGGGUAGUUCAGUGGUAGAGCAAUCGCCCGGCAAGUGAGAGACACCUCUAAUAGUAAUAUAAUUUUAAUAUUUUAGAACUUGUAUUUCUC